This is a messenger RNA of Kwoniella shivajii, 291 nucleotides long. RefSeq lists its product as uncharacterized. NCBI's taxonomy places the organism in Eukaryota, Fungi, Basidiomycota, Tremellomycetes, Tremellales, Cryptococcaceae. The record is from RefSeq and is a predicted model, not a curated record. Gene Ontology annotation, biological process: mitochondrial respiratory chain complex I assembly. Bases 1 to 291 code for a protein of 96 amino acids. The transcript has 5 exons.
AUGGCCUCGGGUUUCGGUUAUACUGGCGGUCGAACAAGGUGUUUCCCACUUUGGCAAGAAUUCUCAAAGUGUUACGCAGGAGCAGAGAAACCAGCAGAUUGCGUGGCGCAGAAAGAUGAUUAUAUGGAAUGUUUACAUCAUACCAAAGAGAUCGCUCGAGCUAAAGAGAUCAAAUCCCAUUUCGUGCAAACUCAAAUUUCCGAAUCUUCAGAUGCUAGAAAAGCAGCUGAAAAAGCAGCUACGGGAGUCAUAGUAUCGUUAGGUCUGGUCAAAGAGGAAGAAGGUCAAUAG